Messenger RNA from Pterocles gutturalis (yellow-throated sandgrouse), 2076 nucleotides. RefSeq names its product adenylate kinase 7 (gene AK7). The record is from RefSeq and is a predicted model, not a curated record. Gene Ontology annotation, biological process: nucleobase-containing compound metabolic process. Gene Ontology annotation, molecular function: AMP kinase activity; ATP binding. The annotation marks the transcript as partial. Gene Ontology annotation, cellular component: cytoplasm. NCBI's taxonomy places the organism in Eukaryota, Metazoa, Chordata, Aves, Pterocliformes, Pteroclidae. The transcript has 17 exons.
UAUUUAUCCGGAUGUGUUGUUGGGGCAUCACUUGAAAGCACAGGAGGAGAAGAAGAAGAAGAGGAGAAAGAAGAUGAAAAUAGUUCAGUUGCUGAAGUUUCUAGUAGGCCAAAAGAGGCAGUCUACCAAAUAGUGGGUACCCUUUCCAAACCAGAGAGUACUAAACCGUAUUUUGCAGAGGAAACCUAUGCAGUCUCUUCUCGAGAAGAGCUCUUAAGUCACUUGCUUGAGUGUGAGAUUGUUUUCUAUAAUAUCACUGAGGAUACAAAUCAAAUUGAGGAAGCAACAUGGGCUGCAUCCGCCCUACAUAUGGAAAUAGAGCAUUUUGCAACACCAAAGUUAUUCAUCCUCAUUUCAACAAUAAUGACCUGGGCAAAAAGCAAACUCCCUGAAGAUCCUGAGAUUCCUUUUACUGAUGAAGAUUAUCGCAGAAGAAAAUCUCAUCCUAACUUUAUUGAUCAUAUAAAUGCUGAAAAACUCAUUAUCAAACUUGGGAAAACUAACAAACACAAAUUUUCAACUUACGUUGUUGCCUCAGGACAUCAAUAUGGAGCUGGGGAAGGACUUUUGCACUACUUUUUUAAGAUAGGUUGGCUUAGUGAGAUUCCUGCAAUACCUGUUUUUGGAGAUGGAAACAAUUUUAUUCCAACCAUUCAUAUUCUUGAUUUAGCAGCAGUGUUACAAAAUGUAGCAGACCACAGGCCAAAGUCUCACUAUAUACUUGCAGUAGAUGGAUCUAUGCACACACUUCAAGAAUUAAUAAAGUGUAUCAGUAAAAAUGUUGGACCAGGAAAAAUUGAGAAGAUUCCAAAAGAAAAUGCAUUCCUGAGCAAAGAGUUAACACAAAUGCAGUUGGAUAUGUUGCUUGUGAACCUGCGAAUGGAAUCUAUGUUUCUGAAUGAGACUUUCAACAUUAAGUGGAUUGCUCAGUCAGGACUGGUGGAGAACAUUGAACAAAUCGUCAAGGAAUACAAGCAAAGUCGAGGAUUACUGCCGCUCAAAGUCUGCAUUCAUGGUCCUCCUGGGGUUGGCAAAUCUACCAUUGCUGAAGAGCUCUGCAAACACUACAAGCUACAUCACAUUAAGAUAAAUGACGUGAUUUCUGAAACAAUAGCAAAUCUGGAGAAAGUUGUAGCUCCUGAAGAAAUAGACUCUGACAGUGUGGGAGAAGAGGGACAAGAUGAUGAAGAGGAGGAGGGUAAAAAUGUCAAAGCAGCACAGGAGUUAUUAGCCGGAAUAAAAGAAAGCAUGGAACAGAAUGCAGGUCGUCUAGAUGACCAGUACGUUGUUAAACUUGUGAAGGAUAAGCUCAAAUCUAUGCCUUGUAGGAAUCAGGGAUAUGUUUUAGAUGGGUUCCCAGAGACCUACAAGCAGGCAACAGAUCUUUUUCAUUUGGAAAGUGAAGAUGAAGAAGAAAUAAAAGGCAAAAUACCUAAAUGUGAUGAAUUAAUCACACCUGAAUUUGUUAUUUCUUUGACUGCAUCGGAUGAAUUCCUUAUAAACAGAAUAAUAAAUCUGCCAGAGAGAAUUGUUGCUGGAACUCAUUAUACGCAGGACCAGUUCCCACAAUCUCUUAAUCUCUUCAGGGAGUUAAACACAGACGAUGAGACUGUUCUCAACUAUUUUGAUGAACUUGAAAUACAUCCUCAGUUUAUUGAUGUAGCCAAAUUUGAAGAUCCUGAAAACAGAUUUAUUGUAAAGGAGAUCAUCAAAGAAAUUGGGGAACCUCAGAAUUAUGGUUUGACAGAUGAAGAAAAACAGAAUUUGGAACGCAAAGCAGCUGAGGAAUGCCUUGUCAGAGAAGCUCAAGAAAAAGCUGAACGAGAGCGUCAAGAAGCUGAGGAAAGGACUGAAAGGAUGGCAAAUUGGGAAGAGUGGAAUAAACAUCGGGAGGAAGUGAAAAGACAAGAACAAGAGUUAUUAGAGGCCCAGUCCAUUCCUCUACGAAACUAUUUAAUGAAGAAUGUCAUGCCAACGCUUAUGCAAGGGAUAAAUGAAUGCUGUAGGAUCAGGCCAGAUGAUCCAGUAGAUUUUCUGGCAGAAUAUCUCUUCAAGAACAGUCCUGAUAUUGAAUGA